Messenger RNA from Grosmannia clavigera kw1407, 873 nucleotides. RefSeq lists its product as uncharacterized. The transcript has 2 exons. The record is from RefSeq and is a predicted model, not a curated record. Lineage: Eukaryota; Fungi; Ascomycota; Sordariomycetes; Ophiostomatales; Ophiostomataceae. Bases 1 to 873 code for a protein of 290 amino acids.
AUGCCUCUCACAGACGCACUGGCCGGCAAGCCAUACGCUCAGCUAUCGGCCCAUGUUCCCAACGCGACAACGACACCUGACGGCGCCUUUAGCUGUUUCGGCUGCGGUCGCGAUGGCGGCGAGAAGGCGUCGCCGCCAGGUCACAGACGCGCACGCCUGCUCGCCAAAUUGAAGAGCCCGCUGCGCCUCUUUCGCCACGCCGAGCCGGCGGCCGAGCCGUCUGGCAUAAGUCGUCUGGCCACAGUGCGGGCCAAGGCGGUCCGGCUCGCCGCUGCUCUCUGUUUAGGCAAGGCCGCCGCGGCGACGACGUCGCCCGACGAGACCACAGCCCUCGCGGAGGAGCAUGUGCGAGAGCAGGGCCGAGGCGCGACCGGGGACGAGGACGAAGAUGAGGUCGGAGCCGAGAGCGAGAAUGACCAUGGUCGCCUGUACGGAGACGGGAACGAGGACGAAGACCUCGAAGAAAAGUCAUUUGCGUAUCUGCCGGCGACUUUUCAAAGCUUCAACUUCCUCGACGACCCGCAGGAAGAAAAACUGCCGUUCAUCGCUGGCCACCAUCGCGUUGUCGACUCGGCCCAGUCGAUCCACUACUGGACCAACCGCUACCUGGCACUCUACGACUGCUAUGUGUAUGCGCCGCCACCCGACAGCGACUACGAGGAGAAUAGCGAUGCCGAGUCUGAGGCCGAGUCCGAAGUCGAGUGCAACGACGGCGCCUCAGACUACCACUACUACGCCACCACCAGCCUCCGCCUCUUUCGCAUGCUCGAGACGUUUUGCAUCACCGUCGAGGCCCGCGAAAGCCUGUACGAGUUCGAGUGCCAUUUUGCUCAGCACCACAGUUUCCUCACGCCACCGUUCAGCGGCACUUAG